AUGCAACGAAAACAUCAACGCAUAUUAGAAGCUAAACUUAUGCGAAUGUUACAUCAUGAUAAUAUUGAACCAGGUCCAAAAUUAGCUCAAGAGAAUAAACGUGAAUUCACUGACGAACAAUUACGUGAAGGUGCGAAUGUAAUUAGUCUACAAUAUGGUACAAACAAAGGCGCUUCACAAGCUGGCAUGACAAUGGGCAAACAAAGAAUGAUUCUUGAUUAA
Molecule: messenger RNA, 222 nt
Organism: Schistosoma spindalis
Lineage: Eukaryota; Metazoa; Platyhelminthes; Trematoda; Strigeidida; Schistosomatidae
Source: the annotation of a GenBank genome assembly